Messenger RNA from Zingiber officinale, 648 nucleotides. RefSeq names its product glycogen synthase kinase-3 homolog MsK-3-like. Gene Ontology annotation, molecular function: protein serine/threonine kinase activity; ATP binding. NCBI's taxonomy places the organism in Eukaryota, Viridiplantae, Streptophyta, Magnoliopsida, Zingiberales, Zingiberaceae. Gene Ontology annotation, biological process: signal transduction; protein phosphorylation. The record is from RefSeq and is a predicted model, not a curated record. The coding region runs from base 1 to 648 and encodes 215 amino acids. Gene Ontology annotation, cellular component: cytoplasm. The transcript has 6 exons.
AUGUGGCCCUCCGCAGAGGCGGCGGCGGAGGCGGACUCCAUGCCAAGGGCUGCUCCAGCAGCGAUGCGAGGAAAAAGGGAGAGGUUAAGGCCGGAGCAACGGCUGAGGCAAAGAGAGCAGUGGCAGCGACGCAACCUAGCCUACGAUGAUAGCAGGAGCGGAGGAAGAAGGAAAAUGAUUUUUGGCUUAGGACUUGGAUUGAAAAAGUGGAGCAAGGGAAAGCAGAAGGAGAAGGUGAACAAUGUGGUUCUCCUUGACCACAGAGAUAUUAAACCCCAAAAUCUUCUGGUGAAAGGGGAACCAAACAUAUCAUACAUCUGUUCUCGGUACUACAGAGCUCCAGAGCUUAUUUUUGGGGCAACUGAGUAUACUACAGCGAUUGACAUCUGGUAUGUUGGUUGUGUUCUUGCUGAACUACUGCUAGGACAGCCUAUAUUCCCUGGUGAAAGCGGAGUUGACCAGCUGGUUGAAAUAAUUAAGGUUUUAGGCACUCCAACAAGGGAAGAAAUUAGAUGCAUGAAUCCUAAUUACACAGAAUAUAGAUUCCCGCAGAUAAAGGUACACCCUUGGCACAAGAUCUUCCAUAAACGAAUGCCUCUGAAGCUGUCGAUCUUGUAUCUAGACUUCUACAAUACUCUCCAAACCUGA